ACGGUGCCAAAGUGCAUGCUUGGCCCCUCUCUCUCGGCUCCUCCUCCCCCCCCUCCCCGGGGGCUCUGGCACUCCGAGGCAACCCCGGGCUCCACCUCGCGCGCGCAACACCCACCACACACAGAGAGGCGCGCGCGCACCCUCACACACGCGCACAGCCAGCCCACACGGCGCGAGGAGCAGCGCGGCGAGGAGGCUCUCUGGCGGCGGCGGCAGCAGCACUCGCAGCGCAGCCACGGCCGCUCCUCCAGGCAUGGCACAGGGCUCCGGCGCACUAUGGCAGCCGCGCGACACAGCACCCUCGACCUCACCCUCGCAGCCACAGCUGAUUGUAAUGCUAUUUUUAAAGGUCUGCAGUCCAUCUUCCAAAAACAGGGAAUGACAGAGACUAUUCAUAACUGGGAAGAUCAUGGUUACCUAGCCACAUAUGUCAAUAAAAAUGGCAGUUUUGCCAAUCUGAGAAUUUAUCCUCAUGGCUUGGUGUUGGUGGAUAUACAGACCUACAAUGAUUUGAAUGGAGGAGAAGAUGCAGGUCAGCUUCUAAAUAAGGUAGAAGAAAGAAUGAAAGAACUGUUUCACAGAAACAUUAAACGGGUAAAAAGGUUGCCAGCCAUUGUGAGAGGAGAUACCAUUGACAGAUACUGGCCCACAGCGGAUGGGCGACUGGUGGAAUACGAUAUCGAUGAAGUUGUCUAUGAUGAAGAGUCACCUUAUCAGAAUAUUAAAAUUUUACAUUCAAAACAAUUUGGAAAUAUUCUUAUCCUCAGUGGGGAUGUCAAUCUGGCAGAGAGUGACCUGGCAUAUACUCAAGCUAUAAUGGGCAGUGGAAAGGAAGACUAUGCUGACAAAGAAGUCCUCAUUCUUGGAGGUGGUGAUGGGGGAAUUUUGUAUGAAAUAGUCAAAUUGAAACCAAAGAUGGUCACCAUGGUAGAGAUUGACCAAAUGGUGAUCGACGGGUGUCGAAAAUUCAUGCGAAAAACAUGCGGAGAUGUCUUGGACAAUCUGAAAGGAGAAUGCUAUCAGGUUCUAAUAGAAGAUUGCAUUCCAGUACUGAAGAGGUAUGCCAAAGAGGAAAGGAUGUUUGACUAUGUAAUUAAUGACUUGACAGCUGUUCCAAUCUCCACAUCUCCAGAAGAAGAUUCCACAUGGGAGUUUCUAAGGAUGAUUCUGGACCUUUCCAUGAAAGUCUUGAAACCUGAUGGCAAAUAUUUCACACAGGGAAAUUGUGUCAAUCUGACUGAAGCCUUGACUCUCUAUGAAGAACAGCUUGGCAGACUGUCUUGUCCUGUGGAAUUCUCAAAGGAAGUUGUAUGUGUUCCCUCAUACAUGGAACUAUGGGUAUUUUAUACUAUUUGGAAGAAGAGGAGUGAAGUCUGAAGCUCAAGAUCUCCAUGCCUCCCUUGCCACAUGAAGUGUGUAGACUCGCCACAUGCUUUGUUUUGGCAUCUUGAAACUUUAAAUUAUAUGCUGUAGAUUAUCCUGAAACGUAGUCAUGCUAUCGAUUUGUGGAUUCUUUAAAUGUUUUUUAUUAUUAUUUUAAUUUAAAAGCAAAUGGAAAAUGUAUAUUUUGAUGAGCUAGGGUGUUAUUUUUUUGAAAGUCAGCUUAGAUGAUCUAGCAGCAAGAACUAUAGCUGCUGAAUGCACUGAACCUUUAGAAUGUGAUCAUUUUUAUUAUUAUUUUUAGAUCUUUGAAUACCAAUUUAAAAAGACAGCAUUAAUUUUUCAGCAUGGUCCUCUAGUUUCUGCAAACCCCUUCCUUUUUUUUUUUGGACAGUAUUCAGUUUAGACAAGUGGAUUUUUGUUAAAUGAUCAAUGUGCUUCCAUUAAAGGAUUUAAGGGCAGAUUUAUUUUUAUAGUGAUGCCCUGUGGCCCAAUGAGAUGUCAUAAAGCUCAAAGAGAUCCUUUUGUGUUCUUUUUUAUGGUGAAUUUUAUUCUAAAAUUGAUGUGUUGAUCUGGUGUUAUCAGGUGCCCAUUGCCAUCAUCUGAACUGGCAAAAUUGCAGCAGCUUACUUCCCGGGCCCAUUCACACUACACAGUUAGAGCACUAUUGUUCCACUUGAAUUACCAUGGUUUCAUCCUAUGGAAUUCUAGGGUUUGUAUUUUAGGGAGACAUUUAGAAAUUCUAAAUGCCUCUCCCUGAAUGGCCAAUUCAAGGAUUUCAUAGGUCGGAACCGUGAUAGAUUGAGAGGAAUAAGAAAGCUAUAAUUGCAUAUUAUGAAUAGGCCCUCUGUCACUUCAGGAAGAGAAGUGAAUGCUCUGCCCUGCAGACGUAUAUAAAAAUAUUCUACAGGCCGCAGGUAACCCAAGGCUAUUUUUAGGCACCCUCAAACCUUGCUUCCAUUACUGACUUUUCCCAAAAUUUUGUUGUUUUAGUAGGCUUAAAAAGUCCCUUUAAAACAGCCUUAAAAGUUAAAGAAAAUGGCCAAAAAAUCAUCUUCCACUUCUUAGUAAAAUAAAGAUCUCUCUUGGGUUUAAAGCAGCCCAGAUGGACUGAAAAUAUAUCAAGAUUGUUUCCAUGUCCCUUAAGGUGUAUGGGGGCCCAUUUUAGUUUUAAUUUUAGAAACAUUCAAGGAAGGUAUGUGAUGGGGUUAGGGGCAGUCCUCUGAAAUGAUGCCAGGGACCAAUGUAUUAUCUGUCAACCCUGGUAGUUGUCUGCCUUGUGGCAAGCUCUCUGAUAGCAUUGGAGGCUGUUGCAAUUGCUCUUGAAUUAGUAGGCAAAGGAAGCAAGUUAGGAGUACAAGCCAGAGGACAGGUUUCAUCCUUGACCAUGGGCAGAUUAAUUCACAAUCAAACGCAGGGGCAGGGCAGUCACAUUGCUGUGUGUUUGCCACUUCUGGAUGAACAUGAGUCAAGACCAGUCCUUAAAGGGAAUGACCUAACCUAAGGUUUCAUUAGUUGUCAGUACAGGUCAAUCUUAGCCAGUAAAAUAAUGGAGAGGACCCUGUAGACCUCCAGGCGUUAGUCUAUGACUGCUAUCAUCAUUGAUUGUCCCUAUGAGGACUCAUAGGUGUUGGAGUACAAUAAUGCCUGAGAACCACAGAUUUCUCCUGCAGACUUUUCAAGUAGAAAUGUCUCAUCUUCCUACCUACAGAUUUGCAAACUACUGCAUGUUUCAUACACCAUUGAUUCAAGCAUUUUCUAGUGGCUAACGUGCUAUCAUUCUAAUCAGUUAGCCUCUGUUAUAUGUAUUACAAAUAGGGAGAUAUGGCAUGUUACAAAAAUACUGUUAAUGUUACACAUCUUGAAACUGGCUUGCACUGUUCUCCCAAACCUUCAAGAUCCUGAAAUAUGUAUUAAAAUUAUUUCUAUUGGUUACACGUCUUUUUAACUAAUAUUCCCAGAGUGAAAUUUAAAAGGGAAGAUGAGACAAGUGACUUAGGAAACAAUGUGCAGGAAGCUUCUCCUUCCUGAGAAUCAUCUACAUGAACAGGACAUGUCCUCUCCAUUUCAAUGUAGUCUGUGCAGCGGAAGUUUCUAUUGGAUUGUGCCCCCGAGAGUCUUGUGCAUUUUGUAUUUGAUAUUUUGUGCAUGUCUGUAAACAAAAGUGUUUAUUACAAUCAGUUGAGUCCACCCUUAUGGAUGUGACUAACCCUAAAGCCCAUACGUACACUAUAUUUGCAUACGCAUGUUGAAUAUCCCGUAGAUGAUUGCCUUUGUAAACCCUCCCCCCUACCCAGUCUGCUUCUGCACAUGGUGUGAAAUUAUAUUUUUGUAAAAUCUUCCUGUGUCUUGGUUGAUCAUUCACUUAUAAGAAAAUCCUUAAAAUAGUUCAGAAAUGCAUCUUUCCUUGUAUAGUUUGGGGAGAUUGAAAAUUAAAAUUCAACAUUGUUUAAAAACUUUUACAAUUGUUUUAACGUAAAACCCCAAAGGAGCUGCUUUCCAUUUGCCUGUUCUGUUUUCUAAUAGUAAAAGGAUGACUUAUGCUGGCUCUUCCCCCAAAUUUAGGUCUAAAUCCAAUAAGAGAAAUGAUUUUCUUUCUCCAUUACAGUGUGCUAUGCACUCCCAAAAAUCUGUUUUAGAAGGCUGUGAAGACAUCUGGUGACAGUUUUUGGUGCCAUAGAAGGUUUAAGAGGAAGGGAGGGGAACAUGUUAUAUUUCCCUGCCAUUCCCCACUAGCACAAUAAGGACUUUUUGCCAUCAUCACAAAGUGAGCCUGCUGUAUUGUGAAAAGUCCAGUUCUCUUUGCACAAUUUGCUUUGAAUUCUGCAGUACGGCAUAGCAUUGUGUGAAAUACAGGGAUUUGUCUUGACACCUUGGGUUCUGCUAUGCUAACAGUUUGUAAUUCCUGAAUUAUAUUAUCUAUGAAUCUACCUAAUAAACUAUUUGAAUCUCUGUAUUGUUAAACUAAGUUUAAAGAUUGCUUGUGGAAAGAGCAAACUUCAUUCAAAUCUGAUAUUUGAUCACAAGGGAAAAGGGAAUCAUCGUUUAUUUAAACCUGUCUAUUUUGAGGUCCUAAUUCAAAUAUACAAUACUCUUUAAUCUUUUCCUUGAAUUAGAUUAAGAAUAUUCAUAGAAAGAGCACACAAAUCCCUUGCCUUAAAGUUCAAGGCACACAACUAGGCUGCAUGUAUAUUCAAUCAUUUCCCUAUGUUGGUUGUCUCAUAGAUAGCAUCCUUUAUGUCUUUCAUUUAUAAACUGGCAGUUUAUUCAAAAAACAAUAAACAGUUUUUCAAGAAUUGGAUUCUAAAAGACUUACAAUUUUGAUGUCACUAUGUGUAUACGUACAUUUAUAUGUUGUAUACAUAUGACCUAAUACUAUUGUUAUUCUGCACUAGAGUAAAUUCAUUGAAGCAAAAAUGCCUUCAAGUGUAUUAUUUUUCUGAAAGAGGCUGGAUAUAUUGUUCUGGGUUCAUUCAGUGCUUAUAACUUGAAAGUAAUAGCAAUCAUCUUAGGUAAGUGGAAACAAUUUUCCUCCAGCCUGGUAAGAAAUUACAACUCCUUCAUAUCUAGAUUAUGGAAUGCCCACAGUUGUUACACUCAAAAAGGACAAUCCACCUGAUGAUUUUGUUUUUGUUUGUAACCCAAAUCAAGAUGGCUUGACUUGUUUUUUUAAACACACACACACACACAAACAUAGGCAUUUGUUUUGUGAAGAAGAAAAUUAAGAAAGAAAAACAAACUACUGCUACAAAAACAAGAAUAAUUUGAUUUGUGUAUGGGGAGGGGGGAUAUACACUUGGACAACAAAGCCUCUGACAUAGAAGUCCUUUUUACAGACUUUUUAGCAACCCUAUUUACUCUGUUUAGCUGAUUUUUAGCAUCAACACCAGUAACAUGUUAAAGGAGGGCUGGAUGUUUAAAAUGUUGUUUAGGCCACUUGUUGAGGGAAAUGCAAACACUUGUUAAAAAUAGCAAAAUUGUAUAAAUUGAAUAUCUUUCACUGCCUUUUCCAUUGCUUCUUUUAAUUGAAAUGUUUAGAUACUUGGUAUUGUCAAAAGCUUUCAUGGCUGGAAUCACUCGGUGGUUGUGAGUUUUCUGGGCUGUAUGGCCAUGUUCCAGAAGCAGUUUUUCCUGACCUUUUGCCUGCAUCUAUGCCGGCAUCCUCAGAGGUUGUGAGUUCUGUUGGAAACCAGAAAAAUGGGGUUUAUAUAUCAUAUACCUUACAACCUCUGAGGAUAUCUGCCAUACAUGCAGGCAAAACGUCAGAAGAGAAUGCUUCUGGAAAUGGCCAUGCAGCCAGAAAAACUCACAACAACCCACUUUAGAUUCAUUGAUAUUCCUUAGUUAUAUAUAGUUAUCAUUAUAAUAUACAGUAUUAAAAUUCACCUUUUCCCACUUCCAUGCUAAGUAGCAAUUUUAAAAAGACAGAUUGACACUUUAAAUUUUCCCAUGAAAUGGAUUGGAAUAGAAGGGCUUCACUGCACAUGUAAAACUAUCCAAAAGACAGUUGACAUGAUGUGUUUUCUGAUUCUUUGCACUAAAUGCUGCUUCUUUCCAGUAAUGAUUUUUUUUCUUUAAAAAAAAUAUGUUGGCUAAUUGGAUUUGGCUAAGAAAAAACUGCUGGCGUGAUAUAAACUGUGUUAAUACAAACAAAUGCUCAAAUAAAAUUAUGCUUGUGUUA
Molecule: messenger RNA, 6061 nt
Organism: Anolis sagrei ordinatus
Lineage: Eukaryota; Metazoa; Chordata; Lepidosauria; Squamata; Anolidae
Source: RefSeq, a predicted model, not a curated record